Molecule: messenger RNA, 765 nt
Organism: Fusarium redolens
Lineage: Eukaryota; Fungi; Ascomycota; Sordariomycetes; Hypocreales; Nectriaceae
Exons: 1
Coding region: 1-765 (254 amino acids)
Source: RefSeq, a predicted model, not a curated record
AUGUCCCAGCAAGCUAUCGCUCAGCUUUACGACUACCUGCGAAAGGGUACAUGGAUUCACCACGGUGAGCGUGCCAGCACCCACACCGCGUAUAGACACUUCAUGGGGAAGGGCAGUUAUAACAAAGGCAUUCCAUCACUAUACUACCCCGAGUUUUUUGCCAUCCAGGCAAUUUUCCCCCAAGACCCCAAUGACAAGGAUAUGCAUAAAGCAGUUCAGCAGCUCUAUGAAACAGUGUCUAGCCACUGGAGUAUAAAGGCUACUCCAGGUAUCCCUUUCUUCCCUCGUCUCGAAGACUCUGAGCGAGAACUUCGACUUAUUCUCGGCAACCACCCUGUCCGAUCUAAGCUGGUGGGAACAUCUAUCCCUCACCCCUCCCUCGCUACGCCCCUUGUCUCCAGACAACCCCCCAGACCCGAAGCACAAAACUCGAGCUUCCAAAGCGCCCCAAACACCUCCAGCAACAGUAGCGGGCCUGUAGCAAACUCCCCCAGUGGUAUGAGCCCACACUUGGCCGGUAUCAAUAUGAAGUUCAUGGAAUAUGACCGACGUGUUGCGGACCUCGAGCGCAUGCUCAAAGAGAAAAAGGAAGAGGUCAAGGACAAAGACUUCCAAAUGAACAGCCUCGGGUACAAGCAACGAUUCGAGCACGCGCAGCAACAGCUCCAGGAAACCCAGCAAGAGCUCCAAGACAUGCAGCACCGGUACUGCGAGUCCCAGAUGCUUCUUAGGAAGUACCAAGAGAAGGCACAUAUGGAGGCGUAA